UGUUAAUACUCUGAGUGGGUCCAUAUAUGCAGCUGCAGGGGAUUCUUGUGCUUAUUGUUGGGAUGUGGACACUGGUCAAGUGAAAAUGGUUUAUAAGGGGCACUCAGACUACUUGCAUAGCAUAACUGCUAGAAACUCUACUAAUCAGAUUAUAACUGGUUCAGAGGAUGGCACAGCACGAAUAUGGGAUUACAGAAGUGGAAAGUGUAUUCAAGUGAUUGAACCAGGAAAGGAAAUGAAGCUGAAAGGACAUUCCUCGUAUGUCGGUUGCAUUAGUCUUGAUGCAAGUGAAAGCUGGUUGGCUUGUGGGAGUGGUCGGAGUUUAUCAGUAUGGAACCUUCCUGCUUCUGAAUGUAUUUCAAAGAUUUCAACUUCUGCAUCUGUGCAGGAUGUGGUUUUUGAUGAAAACCAAGUGAGUGGCUUUUCUUUUUAUUCUCAACGGUUAGACAUGGAGUGAAGCUUUUAACAUCUUUUUGGUCCAUAUCAGAUACUAGCAGUUGUGGCAGAACUCCUGCUCAACCGGUUCAAUAUAAAUGGGGAGAUUCUUUCACAAAUACAAUGCGCUCCUCAGUCAGCCUUCUCUGUCUCAUUACAUCCAUCUGGGGUUACAGCCGUUGGUGGUUAUGGAGGUCUUGUUGAUGUCAUCUCACAAUUUGGAAGCCACUCAUGCACAUUUCGCUGCCAAUUUGAAUAUUAAGAAUUCUACUGCAGUUUCAACCUGUGUGAACAUGUUGCUGAAAUUGUAAGUUGUUUUUGAAUUGAAACAAGCCUCAGGAGUCAGCUAGUAGACAUCUUUUCCCUGCACAGAAUAGUUUAAGGUUGCUUGUUGGAUGCUUCACUGUGUUACUAGCAUGGAAUUUUUCAGCACCUCUAUUUGUGACAUUGUUUUACUGCAAAAAUAUUAGCAACUUGUAGUUUACUAAUUUUGGCAAUACCACCUUGUAAUAAUUAGGCCUUCCAAAGAUUUAAGUUAUAGAUAAUUUGGAUGUGGUUGAUUUAACGAGUGUUAGCUCAUUUACAUUUUGAGGAAAGAGGUCUUUCGAUUA
This is a messenger RNA of Cannabis sativa, 1046 nucleotides long. Its product is annotated as THO complex subunit 6-like. The transcript has 7 exons. Gene Ontology annotation, cellular component: transcription export complex; THO complex. NCBI's taxonomy places the organism in Eukaryota, Viridiplantae, Streptophyta, Magnoliopsida, Rosales, Cannabaceae. The coding region runs from base 86 to 457 and encodes 123 amino acids. Gene Ontology annotation, biological process: mRNA export from nucleus. Gene Ontology annotation, molecular function: protein binding. The record is from RefSeq and is a predicted model, not a curated record.